UUUCCGCCGCAAAACAGUCCGCAGAGAAGAAUACGAGUAUGGCAGGGUCACAGUGGAGGCCACCACGCUCAUGUGACGUCUACUGCAGUGAACUGAAGCACUGCAAGAGUUUAAGAAACAGAUUUCAUGAAUAUUACACCUACGGCAGAGCUCCAGACUGCCAGCAGUGGAAACAAGACUAUCAGAACUGUAAAGAGUGGGAGAAAAACCACAGCACACAAGCCAAGGAAUCUCUGCAAGAGAGCGAGAGGAAGCGGCUGGCCGAUCAGAGGAAGUUCACUCCGGUCUGGGAGCUUCGGCAAAACCCUCCGUCUGACUGGCAUCUGCCGCUUAACCAGGGCAAACCACAGGACCCUUAAACACACACAGGACUGCUUAUGAUGUCAGAAACGCACGAAGAAAGCACUGCCUGGAGCUGUAUGAACAUUCAGUGUAAAUCUCCUCACACUACCUCACCUGGACACGAUGCGUUUCUGCGCUGAUUUUUCUGGUGCUCAACGCAAAAUAGACUAAUCGAAAUAUAAUAAAAUCAACGUUUCAGGAUAAACAUUCGACGAGAAAGUCAAUGUAGAGCAUUGAUCUUGAACUUUUGAUCAAAAUAUAUCACAACCUCUGAUUCGUUGUUAAUCAAUAAUGCGCCAAAAUGUAUAUAUUGUUCUACUAUUGAUCAUUUAAAAUGCAGCGCUAACCUAUAUUUGUCUAAUUAAAAGAUAUUUUCAUGCUCAAUGCAAAAACAGCUUCAAAAGACUUAUCCAAAUAUAAUAACAUCAACGUUUCAGGAUGAAUAUUUGAAGUAUUAUAUAUGUUGUUCUGCAGUUGUUCAAAAUAUAUCGCAACUUCAGAUUCAUUGUUGAUCAAAAUAUGGAAUUAAUAAAAUUAAUAUUGCAUACAAGCGUUUUAUGAGUGAAUCAAUAUAGAGCCAGGAACAAGAGAGACAUUGUUGUUUUUGAUAGAAAUAUAGCGCAACUACACAUUUAUUGUUGAUUAAAAUGUAUUAAAAUAUAGAAUUAAUAAAAUAAACAUUGCAUACAAUCUUUUUAUGAGGAAGAAAUCAACUUAGCACCUAAAAGAUUAUAAUAUUUGAUCAUUUUCCAUUCAAAAUAUAUCACAAACAUAGAUUUGUCUUUAACCUCUUAAGGCCCAGGGUGUUUUUUGUACAUGCAUUUAUUUUUAUUUCUCUUUGCUAUUUAGGCUUAUUGGAACCUAAUUAGUGUCAACGCAGUGGCGCAGUAGGUAGUGCUGUCGCCUCACAGCAAGAAGGUCGCUGGUUUGAGCCUCCUGUGUGGAGUUUGCAUGUUCUCCCAGCGUUUGCGUGGGGGUGCUCCGGUUUCCCCCUACAGUCCAAAGACAUGCAGUACAAGUGAAUUGGGUAGGCUAAAUUGUCCAUGGUGUAUGUUUGUGUGUGUGAGUGAGCGUGUAUGGGUUUCCCAGAGAUGGGUUGCAGCUGGAACGGCAUCCGCUGCGUAAAACAUAUGCUGGAUAAGUUGGCGGUUCAUUCCGCUGUGGCGACCCCAGAUUAAUAAAGGGACUAAGUUGAAAAGAAAAUGAAUGAAUGAACUUAAUUAGAAUAAAAAUCUAAGUUUCAUCUUUUGAUAUGAUGUACUUUUAGAGAAAAAUGAUGUCCAUAUAUGUGGACUCAUGGUCCGAAUUUACACUAUUUCCUGACAGUUGU
Danio aesculapii is the source of this 1672-nucleotide messenger RNA. It is a transcript of the gene c8h22orf39, whose product is annotated as chromosome 8 C22orf39 homolog. Bases 39 to 359 code for a protein of 106 amino acids. The record is from RefSeq and is a predicted model, not a curated record. Lineage: Eukaryota; Metazoa; Chordata; Actinopteri; Cypriniformes; Danionidae. The transcript is spliced from 3 exons.